AUGUCACAACCGGGGGAGAAGAGCACGGCCGCCGAGCCGCUGGCCGCCGGCACACCACCCGAGGAUCCCGUUGUCGCGGGGCACGAUGCCCACAACGCUGCUCCGGCCACGGCCACGGCCACGGCCGACCAGGAUGUCGCGAUCCAGAUGGUUGGCGAGGAGCGCCACGCGAUCGACCCCGUCGUGGCCGCCCGCGCCCGGCGCAAGAUCGAUCUGUUCCUGAUGCCCAUGAUGGUUGUUGGAUACGGACUCGUCUACUACGACAAGGCCAUCCUCGGCUCGGCCGUCCUCUUCGGCAUGACGGGCGACCUCGGCCUCGCCGUCGUCGACCGGUCGACCACCCCGCCGACGACCGACACCUCGCGCCUCAGCUGGGCCACCUCGCUCUUCUACUUUGGCAUGCUCGCGGGGCUCUACCCGCUGACCUACCUGCUGCAGCGCUUCCCCGUCGGGCGCACCCUCUGCGCCCUCAUCGCCGCCUGGGCCGCGACGUGCAUGUGCACGGCCGCCGUCACGAGCCACGCGGGGCUCUACGCGCAGCGCUUCUGCCUCGGCUUCGUCGAGAGCGUCAUCCCGACGGCCUUUAUGUGCAUCGUGUCGGGCUACUACACGCAGGCGGAGCAGUCCCUGCGCCAGUCCUGGUGGUUCUCGAGCACGGGGCUCUGGACGGUCAUCGGCGGCGGGCUCAACUACGGCUUCGCGCAGAUCGGCGGCGGCGCGCGCCUGCGGCCCUGGCAGUGCAUCUACCUGUUCGCGGGCGCGCUGACGCUGCUCUUCGGCCUCUGCUGCGCCUGGAUGCCCGACAGCCCCGUCGACGCGUGGUUCCUGACGCGCGAGGAGCGCUUCGCGGCCACGGAGCGGCUGCGCGCGGGCCAGACGGGCGUGCGCUGCACGCGCAUCAAGCGCGCGCAGCUCGUCGAGGCGGCGACCGACGCCAAGGUCUGGCUCGUCGCGCUCAUGAUGGCGUCGGCCUACACCGUCAACGGCGCCGUCAGCGGCUUCGGCCCGCUCAUCGUCUCGACGUUCGGCUGGAGCACGCUCGACGCCAUCCUGCUGCAGUUCCCGCUCGGCGGCAUCUGCCUGUUCGCCAUCCUGGCGACGGGGUACCUCGGCUCGCGCUUCCGCGACGUCCGGCUCUUCAUGCUCGUCGCGUGCUGCCUGCCCGUCAUCGCCGGGUGCGCCAUCAUCUGGCGCAGCGAGUGGACGUACCGCGCCGCGGCGCCCGUCGUCGGCUACUCGAUCACGGGCUUCUUCGGGGCCGUGGUCAGCCUCAUCAUCACGGUCGGCAUGUCCAACGUCGCGGGCCACACCAAGAAGAGCUUCAUGGCGGCGACCAUCUUUGUCGCGUACUGCGUGGGCAACAUUGUCGGCCCGCAGCUCAUCAAGUCGCAGACCAAGGCGCGGCACUACCCGGAGCUGUGGCUGGGCCUGAUCAUCUGCUACUGCAUCACUAUCCUCGCCUCGAUCGCGCUGUACUUUGUCCUGCGCCGCGAGAACGCCAAGAAGGAGGCCCUGGAGGUGGACGAGGCGGAGAAGGACAAGCUCGCCUUCCAGGACCUCACGGACAAGGAGAACCCUUACUUCAGAUACGUCAUGUAG
Messenger RNA from Thyridium curvatum, 1599 nucleotides. RefSeq lists its product as uncharacterized. The transcript has 3 exons. The record is from RefSeq and is a predicted model, not a curated record. The coding region runs from base 1 to 1599 and encodes 532 amino acids. Gene Ontology annotation, molecular function: transmembrane transporter activity. Gene Ontology annotation, cellular component: membrane. NCBI's taxonomy places the organism in Eukaryota, Fungi, Ascomycota, Sordariomycetes, Thyridiales, Thyridiaceae. Gene Ontology annotation, biological process: transmembrane transport.